Drosophila eugracilis is the source of this 1760-nucleotide messenger RNA. It is a transcript of the gene DCTN4-p62, whose product is annotated as dynactin subunit 4. Gene Ontology annotation, cellular component: dynactin complex. The record is from RefSeq and is a predicted model, not a curated record. The transcript is spliced from 2 exons. The coding region runs from base 60 to 1592 and encodes 510 amino acids. NCBI's taxonomy places the organism in Eukaryota, Metazoa, Arthropoda, Insecta, Diptera, Drosophilidae.
UGGAACAAGAGAGAUUUGCAAAUUUACAAGUAGCCAGGAGAAAAUUAGCGUCGUCCAAGAUGAGCUUCAUGCAACCGAGUCCCGUUAAGUACGUGUGCUCCUGUGGCAUUCUGAACCCGAUCAACAAGCUCUUCUUUUGUCGCCACUGCCCUAAGCUGCGCUGUGGAUUCUGUGUGACUCACGAGAUUGAAUCGCAUUUCUGCUCCAACUGCCUGGAGAACAUCCCGUCCACUGAGGCGCGUCAUAAGAAGAACUGCUGCGCUAACUGCUUCGAUUGUCCCUGCUGCCAGCACACCCUAUCAGCCAGAGCCUCCACCGUCCCAGUGGUACGAAAGUCGGAGGAGGUAAAGGAAUCGAAGGAUGGUGACUCUAAGGGUGAUGCAACGCCCCCUGUCCCGGCCAGCAGUAAACCCUCGGCGGUGCCCACCACCAAGAAAAUGUACUAUCUGUCAUGCUUAUCCUGCCGAUGGACAACUAGAGAUGUUGGUAUUCCCGACCAGGGUGUGGCCACGGGUACCUGGCCGGAUAACGAGUGCCUAUACCAAGCGCGAUUCAACGCCCUGGUCGAGUACUUUCAAGCGGUGGUACUGCAGGAAAAGCAGGAGAAUCUGGAGUUUAUGCGGCGCAAGGCACCCAAGCAGCAUAAGUUCCCCAGCCUGACAGAUCGUACUGGUUUGACCGUAUCACUUAUUCGCCGCCAGAUUGGCUGGAAUGAUAAAGUUCCAAAGGCCAAGGCUGUGAUCACGCCGGCGGAAGCUACGGCGGAAGUGGAGGGCCUGCCGGCGAACAUUUUCACGGAACCGCUGAACCUGCGUAAUGUCACGACGAUCACACAGCGUCACAGCCAGCCAGCUGAUCAGCCUACUGCCGUAGGAAGCCUGUAUCCACAGCGGAGAUCGUUGUGGAUAAAGCGAUCGCUGCGUUGCCGUCAGUGCGAGCACAACUUAAUUAAACCGGAGUACCAUCCCACGUCGAUCAAGUACCGCAUCCAGCUUUUCGCUAGUUGUCAUGUGCCCCAGGUAGUGAUGGUGCGUUGCGAGCAGCCGCUGGUGCCCGGCAAAAGCAACGCUAUCCUGUUAAAGCUUACCAAUCCGACAAUUUACGACAUGACCAUUCGCCUGUUGGCUACAGCACCUCCUGAGGAUCCGCAACUUGCAACAGAGGCGACUCGCGCUGUGAAGGAGGAAUCGAUUUCUUCCUCACCACUUUUGAAAGCUGUUGGUAUAACGUUGUCCCGACAAAAUUCAACACGGGAGGUUAAGCGCGACGUGAUAGAUGAGUCGAAUGCGGAAAUUGUGCCGUUGGAAAGCGAGUUUGUACUCAGCCAGCGUGAUGACUCGAAGGAGUUUGAUGAGUAUGUCCAGCUUCCCACGGAGGAGCCGAAAUUUAUUGUCUGGCGCAAGGGGAAUAAGGUCCUCUUACGACUGCAGUUUACCCCGGCAGAGAACCUGCCAAGUAACACGGAGGUCGUGCUGGGUUUCUUUAUACAAUAUACGUAUGUCAAUACCGUAACUAACACGCCCGAAAAGAAAGAGCCAACCACACAUGCGCUCCACUCCAGGGUGUUCAUUACCGCGGGUGUAACUCAAUAGAAGGCGAACUGAAUUGGAAACUUAUUUAGCCAAAUGGCUUACUAAUCGAACUUAUCGGAAACAUUAAACACGCUUUAUGAAAGCUAGCAAAAAAUGUAUUUAUUAAAAAUUGCCUUCGGGAAAAAGCAAAUAGUAUUAAAGAUAAAUAAACAGCUUGUUCUAACCUUA